Knipowitschia caucasica is the source of this 225-nucleotide messenger RNA. Lineage: Eukaryota; Metazoa; Chordata; Actinopteri; Gobiiformes; Gobiidae. The record is from the annotation of a GenBank genome assembly.
AUGGUGAUGGAGGAGGUGAUGGAGGAGAUGAGGAGUGGAGUCCAUGUUGAUGGAGGAGGUGAUGGAGAUGGUGAUGGAGACGGUGAUGAGGAGGUGAUGGAGGAGUUGAUGGAGAGGGCGAUAGAGGAGGUGAUGGAGGAGGUGAUGGAGGAGGUGAUGGAGGUGAUGGAGGAGGUGAUGGAGGAGAUGAUGGAGGAGGUGUUGGAGAUGGUGAUGAGGAGGUGA